UUGCGACUACGUAUAAUUGAUCUUGAUCGCAUUGCGCGGGCAUAUUCGACGAUAAGAAUCAAUUUGCGUCUAGUCUGUGAUCGGUGACUGACAAAGGCAGACGUAGGGGCUCCAGGGGCGGUGGCGGAGCAGCGGCAGAGGGCAGAACCAGAAGUACAUAUGUGAUAACGAGACGUGACGUCUCGUCUCGCAGCGUCUGUUUAGAUAUAUCCUCUCGGAAUCUUCGAGUUUAGCGCUGACUCGAAAUGUCCGAGCAGAAUGUCAGCGAUCAAUAUACAACGUGGGUCGGAUUCGUGUACAUUUUCAAUCUCAUCGUUGGAACAGGCGCCCUGACUUUACCCGCGGUAUUCAGUCGAGCAGGAUGGGCGUUAGGAUUAAGUGUCAUUUUAAUAUUAGCUUUCAUCAGUUUCAUUACAGUUACAUUCGUCAUAGAAACGAUGGCGUCAGCUAACGCUAUAGUCACAUGGAGGCAUAUUCAGCAUCGAAAACGUAUUUUACAAACAAUAGGUGAAUCCGGUCCUUCCAAUUCAGAUUCGGAGGAUACUCCGCUCGUAGCACCCUCUUCGACUAGUCCAGAGCAUUCAGAUAUGUCUUAUAGAUACUAUGUGAUUCGUGAUAAGAUAGAGAUGGGUCAGAUGGCAUCCAUCUUUUUCAACAGAUUUGGCAUUAUCUUGUUCUAUUUAUGUUUUGCCAUAUAUCUAUACGGAGAUUUAAGCAUUUAUGGGGCAGCAGUUGCAAAGUCAUUAGCGGAUGUUGCCUGCACUUAUUUGUCAAAAAACCUUACGUGCAACGACACGAUACCAGACACUGAACCUUGCUGGGACGGUUUUAUGAUAAAUCGAUUCGAUGCAUAUAGAAUAUUUCUGACAAUGUUUGUACUAUCAUUGGGGCCGUUUGUGUUUUUUAAUGUUCAGAAGACCAAAUAUCUUCAGCUGUUGACUUCGAUAAUGCGCUGGCUUGCAUUUAUUGUAAUGAUUGUCUACGCUUUGAAAAAUCUUAUCGUACACGGUCCUCGAGGCGAUCCACCUAUCGCGGAUUUAGCCGGAGUUCCCAGUCUUUUCGGCGCUUGCGUUUAUUCCUUCAUGUGUCAUCAUUCGUUACCAGCACUUGUUUCACCGAUAGCGAAUAAAUCUAAGCUAAAUCGAUUUCUAGCACUCGAUUACACAUUAAUAGCUUUCUUUUAUUUAUUAUUAGCGAUGACAGGUAUCUUUGCCUUUGAGCAUUUGGAUGAUCUUUAUACUUUGGAUUUUGGACCGCGUGGCUCGGGUGAUUGUUCCAAGAAUAAUAAUAUUUUUAUUCUCCUUAUAGAAUAUUUUUUAGCGCUCUUUCCAGUGUUUACUUUAAGUACCAGUUUUCCCAUUAUAGCCAUUACUCUUCGAAAUAAUUUGCAGUCGCUCUUUUUAAAUGAGGAUAAGGCUUACAAUUUAUGUAUUCGGCAAUUCGUCUUCCCUAUCUUAGCAGUAAUACCGCCAUAUCUGAUCGCGAUGAGUACCAAAGAUUUGUCGAAAUUAGUUGGUAUUACAGGAUCAUAUGCUGGAGCAGGGAUUCAAUAUUUAAUACCUACAUUCCUGGUUUAUUAUGCCAGGCAAAAGACUAAUAAGAUCAUCGGCCUUGGCGUCGUUAAUAAAUUUGCAAGUCCUUUUUCGGGCAGGUAUUGGUUGAUUUUUGUUGUAGUAUGGGCGAUUGCGUGUAUGAUUUUAGUAUCGGUCAAUUUCAUGCAAAUACAUUUACAAUCCUCCUGAAGUAGUCAAUAACAAAAUUUGUAUUAUAUUUAUAUUAUACAAAAUCAAAAGAAAAUAGAGCUUAUGUUGUAAGCUCGAUUACUAAGAAGACACAGAUAGGUGUCAACAAAAGUAUUGGUCACAUAUUACGAAUGAUACAUUUCACAAUGUAUCGAUAGUAAAAAUAUAAACAUUACACAGAAUCAUUCAACAGUUUUAAUCGAUAUUGUAUAAGCACUCGAUACAAAUUGAAUGAAUGGUGACAUGAAAGUGAAAAAUCAGAGAUACACUAAGAAUAAUUGCCGAUAUAUUUGACGAAAUUUGAAAUCUGUAUGAAAUUUCAUAACUUGGGACGCUGAUCGUUAUUUGUGGCAGUAUAUGCUCACAUGUUUGUAUGAUGAACCGACAAUACUUUAGCACAAGUCAGCGUGUACAACUUAAAUAUCGAAUAAGUUUCAUAUAAGGAUAUAAUGUGCAUGUAGAGAAAAAGAAUUUACUCGUUCUCUUUAUAUGUAUAUAUAUAUAUAUAUAUAUAUAUAUAUAUAUAUAUAUAUAUGUAUGUAUGUAUGUGUAUGUGUGUACACACACACACACACACACACACACAUAUAUACAUACAUAUAUACUUUAUUUUCAUAGAAUUGCCCCGGGACCGAGAAGUGCGUAAUUUCAUUAUUGUAAGGAAAUUCUAAUAAUUCGUUGUAUCUGUAUUUUUUUUUAUACAGUAAAAUUAUUUCUCCAUA
Molecule: messenger RNA, 2464 nt
Organism: Cataglyphis hispanica
Lineage: Eukaryota; Metazoa; Arthropoda; Insecta; Hymenoptera; Formicidae
Product: hydroxyacylglutathione hydrolase, mitochondrial-like
Exons: 6
Coding region: 246-1742 (498 amino acids)
Molecular function (GO): hydroxyacylglutathione hydrolase activity
Source: RefSeq, a predicted model, not a curated record